Messenger RNA from Prunus mume (Japanese apricot), 2707 nucleotides. Its product is annotated as dyggve-melchior-clausen syndrome protein. The record is from RefSeq and is a predicted model, not a curated record. Gene Ontology annotation, cellular component: Golgi apparatus. Gene Ontology annotation, biological process: Golgi organization. Lineage: Eukaryota; Viridiplantae; Streptophyta; Magnoliopsida; Rosales; Rosaceae.
CGCAUUGUCGUUUUAGUACCUCUUGGUGCAGUCCUUGUCUUUCUCUCUGGAAAGUGCUAAAAACACACCUUCGUCUGCAAGCUUCCCUUUCUUUCUUCGUCUUCUUCACCACAGCACACCUCAAAUCUCAAUUUCAAUCUCCAUCGAAGAUCCAAAACCCCAACCUCUCUCUGUAAUGCCAUUGACAUUGACGACGUCAACCAAUUGCACCUCGGAGAUCGCCUCGCCAGGCCUCUGAUCAGAGCCCUUGUAAUUUGCGUCGUUCACUCGGCACAUUCGAACGACUCUUCUGCAUUUUUCGUUUUUGGGAAUGGGAGCCGUACCUUCUACACCGCGCUGGGGUGGCAGCAGCUCCGCCGCGCGUCCACUGGACACGGCGGAGUACCUGAUCUCUACUUUCAUCGGCGACGAGUCGUUUCCUAUCUCCUCCGAUUUCUGGUAUAAACUCCUCGAACUCCCUCUCAACCUCCAGUGGCCGCCUCACCGCGUUCAUGAAGCUUGCCAGGCUCUUGCACGAAACAACUACCAUACCAGGCAUCUUGCAAAAAUUUUGAUCCACAUGGCAUGGUGUUUGCAAGAAUCUAUUUCAACUUCUUCUGGUGCACCUUCUCUUGUUUAUGUGAAAGCUGUUAAUGCAGUGUACAUUUCAUCUGUCUUUUUAAAGUACUUCAUUGAAAAUGGAAAGGGAGACAAGAUUGAAGACUUGUAUUUGUCCCUAGAUGAAAGUGAGCCAAUCCCAACAGAUAUUACAAAAGAUCUAAACGUUGAGGAUUUUGUUAUGUGUAGUGUGCUUAGCUUUAUUGGGUCAAUAGAUGUAAGUCCUGAUACAUACCUCCUUCAUUUGGAGCUGCUUAACUUCAUGCUGAUUGCAAUGUCAACUCAGCUGCUUUCUGGGCCAUCUCCAGGACCAGAAGAUGUGAACCCAUUCAUCGAUGCAGCAAUGUCUCAGGAAAGUUCUUUGGUUAUCUUGGUUGUGCGUAAACUGCUACUCAGUUACAUUACGGGACCUUCAAUAUCCUUGAAUAGUGCAUCUUAUUCUAUAUAUUCUGAAGGAAGUCAGCCUGGUGUUUUACAAAGAGUUAGUUCCGCAGCUGCAAAUCUCAUGUUAUUGCCAUUCAACUUUCUGGCCAGUUCAAGUGGUGAAGGCUCAAGAAGUCUGUUAGCAGACUGCAGUCUCCAUGUGUUGCUUAUUCUCAGUCAUUAUCGUAAAUGUGUUGUGGGCAAUGAACCAAUUACAGAUAUAAGUAAUGACACCACUGCUUCAGAAUCCCUUUUAAAAGGGAGUACGCAUUUUUCUGAUAACCCUUACUGCAAGGCCUUAGAACAUGCAACGGAUGUUGAAUUUGAUCGUGUAGAUACUGAGGGUAAUGCACAUGCUGGUCCAGUUUUGAGGAUACCUUUUGCUUCUCUGUUUGAUGCCCUUGGAAUGUACUUGGCUGAUGAGGCUGCUGCUCUUUUGCUUUACUCUUUGUUGCAAGGGAAUGCUGACUUUCUGGAGUAUGUCUUGGUGCGAACUGAUUUGGAUACAUUGUUGAUGCCUAUUCUGGAAGCAUUAUACAAUGCUCCAAAGAGGUCCUCUAAUCAAAUCUACAUGUUGCUGAUUAUUCUCCUCAUACUUAGUCAGGAUUCUUCUUUUAAUGCCAGCAUUCACAAAUUGAUAGUUCCUAGUGUUCCCUGGUAUAAAGAACGUCUCCUCCAUCAGACAUCUCUUGGUUCCUUAAUGGUCAUUACCCUGAUAAGGACAGUGCAGUAUAACCUAUCUAAGUUGCGGGAUGUUUAUCUCCAUACAACUUGUCUAGCAACUUUGGCGAACAUGGCACCUCAUGUCCACCGUUUGAGUGCAUAUGCAUCCCAGAGAUUGGUCAGCCUUUUCGAUAUGCUCUCUCGAAAGUAUAACAAACUAGCAGAGAUGCGAGAUAAUCAGAUGCGAUUAGUCAAAGGCAACUCAAUAGAAGGAAAUGGUCUUGCAGAUGAUACAUCAACAGAGAUGCAUAUAUAUACUGACUUCUUGAGACUUGUCCUUGAAAUAUUAAAUGCAAUUUUGACUUAUGCCCUGCCACGGAAUCCUGAGGUUAUAUAUGCAAUAAUGCACCGGCAGGAGGUCUUUCAGCCUUUCAGGAAUCAUCCACGCUUCAAUGAGUUGCUUGAAAACAUUUAUACUGUAUUAGAUUUUUUCAAUAGUCGCAUGGAUGCCCACAAUGUGGAUGGUGAAUGGUCGGUAGAGAAAGUACUUCAAGUCAUAAUCAUUAAUUGCAGAUCAUGGCGGGGUGAAGGGAUGAAGAUGUUCACACAGUUGCGGUUCACAUAUGAACAAGAGAGUCAUCCAGAGGAGUUCUUUAUUCCAUACCUUUGGCAGCUAGUUCUAUCCCGCUGUGGACUCGGUUUCAAUCCUGACGCCAUAAAUUUGUUUCCAGUUGAUCCUCCUUCCGAAAAACAGAGUGAUUAUGAAGUAUCGUCCAACGGUCAUGUAAACGGAGAGUCGACCAAGCUUGCAGUGUUUGUUGAGCCAUAGAUGUGAUAUAGACUGAUGGCACAAGAUAUGCUGAGGUUUCUUGGUGGAUAUGUAAAUACGUGAAAUAGUAGAAAAUGUAUUCUUCUCAUUCUUUUCUGUUUAUAUGUUUGCCAUAAUAGAGGCCUUUUUACCGAGAUGUAAUCUAAAAUCCCCGCUGUAAUGACUAAUGAAUAAGAGAAGAUGCUCAUUUCCAUC